This is a messenger RNA of Scophthalmus maximus (turbot), 4143 nucleotides long. It is a transcript of the gene wnt8b, whose product is annotated as wingless-type MMTV integration site family, member 8b. Gene Ontology annotation, biological process: cell fate commitment; canonical Wnt signaling pathway; multicellular organism development. Gene Ontology annotation, molecular function: frizzled binding; cytokine activity. NCBI's taxonomy places the organism in Eukaryota, Metazoa, Chordata, Actinopteri, Pleuronectiformes, Scophthalmidae. The record is from RefSeq and is a predicted model, not a curated record. The transcript has 6 exons. Gene Ontology annotation, cellular component: extracellular region. Bases 1145 to 2356 code for a protein of 403 amino acids.
UUAGCGAUGCAAAUGGGCCUAUAUAUCUGAUCAAUGGCUCUGUCCCCAACCCCCUAUUAUUAUUAUUAUUAUUAUUAUCUGAUGGGAGGUCUUCUUCUUUCAUUUCUUCUCUUCUCUCUUCUCCCGACGCAGCCAGAUCAUUUCAACACCUGUGAUUGCAAAUGUUGGAUGUUUCAAAUUUGUGCACACAAAUGAGAAUAUGCAGAGAUAAAAACAAAAAACAACUCCGGUAAAGUGAAAUAACAUCGUACCCCCACGCGGAUUAUAGGAGUGAUCAUUGAUUCCGUAUUGUGUAUUCAAGUGUCAUUCAAGUGCAUAUGGCCAUCAAAGACGCAUGCAAAUGUGCAUGAGAAAUUUUCAUUCAUCAUUUCUCGUGAAAUGAACGAUUAAAACGUCAUCGCAUCAUCCUCCAAGUAGCUGCGUAUGGAUGGGCAACAUGGGAGAGAUGCUCCCGACGAUUAUCAUGCUAAGAAACGGCCACGCGUCGCGGGCUUUCAUCACCCUGCAAUAUGAAUAAAUGUGAUAACGAUGAUCCGAUAUGCAUGUCGCCGGUGACUUUUGGGGGAAUGCACCUUCAGCCGCUUUGAUUCGACGCGACACUUUGGAGACGUCUGUACUUUCCGCCCGGCGUGGCGUCUUCCGUCUGCGGGGCGACAGUCGCCCGUGUCUCGGCACGAUGAUGAACACUGAUUCAAUCACGCGCGAGUCACAACCACGAACUGGGCCCGCUUCCUCGACGAACCAACCCCUAAUGUCGAAGUGACACCUCUUCACCCUGCAGAUGGGUAUCCUCUGCGCUAAUCCCCGACAGUCAUCUGCGCGCUAGAUAACUUAAAUAAACUGGACCCCCCCCCCCACCCCGAGCAGAAAUUCAAGGGAUCAGUGUUACACUUUCCCUAUAGGAUUAAACGGAUCUUCCUCCGCUCCUGAAUGGAGGCAGGGAGCCCGCCGCUGGCCGGUCCCCGAGGGCCCGGGGGGGCCUUUUGAUCAUCUCCGGCGCUCCGUUGGCGCAAAUGCUUCUGAUUGGCCGAGGGGCUACGAAGAGGGAAAAUCUUUAAUUAAGCAGAUAAUCUCUUGUUGGGACGAGGGCAGCUCCAUUUCAGAGCCCCCCCCCCCCCACCUCCUCGAGUCCUGGAAGGCCCUUAUGGUGAAGAAGUCUGAUGUGCCGGCAGCUCAGUUUCCUCUCCAUCGUCGGACGGUCUGCAAGGCGCUCGGACGGGCUCGCGGUCUCCGUCGUGUCCAUCCCACCCCCCUCCCUCACCUACCUGCCAGGAUGUUCAUGCAUUUGGAGGUCUUCUACUACGUUUUCAUUCUGCUGGCUCACAUGAGGUCGUGCUGCUGCUGGUCAGUGAAUAAUUUCCUGAUGACUGGACCCAAGGCGUACCUGAUCUACUCCAGCAGCGUGGCGGCAGGCGCUCAGAGUGGCAUAGAGGAGUGCAAAUACCAGUUUGCAUGGGACCGCUGGAACUGCCCCGAGAGAGCCCUGCAGCUGUCCACGCACAGCAGCCUGCGCAGCGCAAAUCGGGAGACGGCGUUCGUUCACGCCAUCAGCUCCGCCGGGGUCAUGUACACGUUGACCAGGAACUGCAGUCUCGGGGACUUCGACAACUGCGGCUGUGACGACAGCAGGAACGGACAGCGGGGUGGUCACGGCUGGCUCUGGGGCGGCUGCAGUGACAAUGUUGGCUUCGGGGAGGCCAUUUCCAAACAGUUUGUCGACGCCUUGGAGACCGGGCAGGAUGCGCGGGCGGCCAUGAAUCUCCACAACAACGAGGCCGGGCGCAAGGCAGUGAAGGGGACCAUGCAGAGGACAUGUAAGUGCCACGGGGUGUCAGGCAGCUGCACCACCCAGACCUGCUGGCUGCAGCUGCCGGAGUUCAGGGAGGUGGGGAACUACCUGAAGGAGAAGUACCACAGGGCGCUGAAGGUGGACCUCCUGCGCGGCGCGGGGAACAGCGCGGCCAGCCGGGGCGCCGUCACCGAGACCUUCAGCUCCAUCUCUCGCAAGGAGCUGGUCCACCUCGAGGACUCCCCCGACUACUGCCUGGAAAACCGCACGCUGGGCUUCCCCGGCACCGAGGGCCGCGAGUGCCUCAAGAAGGGCAAGAGCCUGAGCAAAUGGGAGAAGCGGAGCUGCAAGAGGCUGUGCGGAGAGUGCGGCCUGGCCGUGGAGGAGCGCAAGGCCGAGACGGUGUCGAGCUGCAAUUGCAAAUUCCACUGGUGCUGCGCGGUGAAGUGCGAGCAGUGCCGAAAGACGGUGACCAAGUACUUUUGUGUGAAGAGAGGGGGUCAGAGGGGAAGGAACGAGAGUGGCGGCAGCCGGCGAAAGAACCUCCGGCUGAGGAAGAAGCACUGAGGGUCUUCGUCCCCUGUCCCCUGCUGUAGCACUGCAGCCCCCCCCCCCCCGGACUCUGUGCAUGUUCAGAUAGUGUGUGUUUUGGACAAAAAAAAAAGAAAAGAAACGUAGCAGAAAUUCUCUUUCUAGCUUCCAUCUUCAUUGUCAGUUUUAUAUCAGACGUUAAAUACGGUGGGAUGCACACAAAGCCACAUGAUAGACGAGAUGAGACCGGGAGUUGUUUUGUUUUUUUUACAAAUUUUGGUAUUAAUGUAAUUGUUCCCCUUUUCUUUUCUUUUCUUUUUUUUUUUACAACAUUUUGAAAAUAACUUUUUUUGACUUUUCCAAAUUUUCCACAACACGAUUUAUUUAUUUCCACAGAUACAGUGCACACAAAACCUUGGAGGAAAAAUUAAACAGAUAUUCCUGUUUGGAGGGAAGUGACAUAAUUUGCUCCAAACCUGUCCGGUUGUGUUCUCUUGAAUUCUGUAGACGGUCAGCCGGUUAACGUUAAGUAUCACUGCCGGGCUUUGAAUUAUUGUAGAAAACAUUUUUUUUAGGCACAUUCUGCUCUAGCACUGUCCCACUGUCCCACUCACUGCCCCCCUGAUGUAUUUAAUUUUAUAUAAAAUGAAGCACUUUGUACUGUACAUUGUUAAUUUAUUGCACAGCAUUUCCUAGUUUUGCUUUAUUGUUAGUCGCCUUCAUGUUUUUUUUUGUUUUCAUUCAAAUGUAAUGAAAGAAAAAUAAAUCCUUCGACAUCCUAUAUGUUAUACUGCCUAAAAAAAGCGCUCAUCCCUCUGCGACAUACUCAUUGUGAUAGUAAUACCUGGUGUUCGGGCGGUAAACACAGCCUUGCUCUCCACAUUGUUCACUCUGGGGUUAGGAUACUCUGGGCCAAAACAAGAAGAAUGGAAAACUUUCAAGGCGUCCUCUUCCUUCCAUCGCGGCUUUCUCAAUUUCGCCUCAACAAAUACCUCCCGUCCUCUCCCUCAUCAUGGUAAUCCUCAAAGAGCCCCCUAACUCCCCGAGUGCUUGGAAGUUUCUUUACUGUUUAAUACUGGUUUAAUUAACUUUGUCCAGACAGAGUAGGGCCGUGGGGGUGGAGGGCAUGAGGCAAGUUGCCCUUAAAAACAUCAUCCCGCCUCUAAUUUUGUAUGCUAAUCUCCUUUUUCACGCCGCGCCUCCUUGGGAGCGGGGAAAAGAAAUGUUGGGAAAACUUUGGGCUGCCUGUGCAGGGGCUUCCUGCGGCUGUUUUAUUUCUGGGCCCACCUAUUUGGAUCCUUUCACUCCUCUAGGGCCUUCCUUUGCUCGAUUUAACAAUGAAUGCAGAGCUAAUCAGCUCUCUCGGAAAUGCACCACUGUCGAGGAAGGUAAUCCCUUCUUCUCCGCUCUCAAUGGGCCGUCGCCUUCCAAAGGACUUUGGGAAAAGGCUUUGCACAGAUUCACACUGUUCGCUCAAAAGAAGUUAGUUCAAGUAUUGUGCCCAAACAAGUGGGUUUUAUAAACACAUGCUUGCCAGGAUACUCACCCCACCUGCGAGUAAGAAGUGCCAGGCCCGGGCAGACUAGCACAUGGCAGCCGAAGCCGAAACCCUUCAGCGGAGACGGGACAUGAAAGGGGAGAUUAGAGGGCCCAUUGAGUAGGGGGCGUUCAUUUCUGCACCUUCCUCCUUUUCCUCAAUAAAGUGUCAAGGAACCACCUUGUUGACAUCUUAUUUGCCGAAUAAUGAUCAUAAUCAAAACUCCUCCCUCCCCUGAUGACCCCUGUGGGCCCUGGCUGGAUCGCUCUGCCUGGCACGCAGCAAC